CUAAGAAGACAGUCGUAAGGUCGCUACAACACACUGCUUUUGGCAGGCAGCUCGUCAAGUUUUGUAUUUUAUUUUCGCUUCACACGAUUCAAACUUUGAAUUCCAACAUAGUCCGUGUAUUUAAUUAAAUAUACACUAUAAAAAGUUUACCAAAUUCAAUUUGAUUUCCGUCGAUUGUAAAACGAAUUCCGAAGAAAAAUGUUGCGAACGAUUGUUGCACGAAACGAAAAUCUUCUCCGUGGCUCAGUGAAAAAGGCCAUCAAAUUGAAUACGGUUCGUGGUCUAAGCUACCGAUGUGUCGAACGACUUUCAGCACACAGAACUGCUUCAGGGAUAAGUCAAAGUCGAAAUCUGCAGCCAUCAGUAUGGAAGGUCGAUUUUUGCCGUGGCUAUUGCAGCAAUCUUCCAUCACAUACCAGAGUUACAUUGCCAGCAUUGUCACCAACCAUGGAAGCAGGCACAAUUGUGAGCUGGGAGAAAAAAGAAGGCGACAAAUUGAACGAAGGUGAUUUGUUGGCGGAAAUCGAAACGGACAAAGCGACCAUGGGAUUUGAAACACCGGAAGAAGGAUACUUGGCCAAAAUUAUAAUACAAGCCGGCGAAAAGGAUGUACCAAUUGGUAAACUGGUGUGCAUCAUUGUUGAAAACGAAGACGAUGUCGCUGCAUUCAAAGACUUCAAAGACACCGGUGCCCCUGCUGCAAAACCAGCCGCUGCCACCCCACCACCGGCCGCUGCUGCUCCACCAACACCAACUCCACCACCAGUUGCGGCUGCACCACCAACACCACAAGCCCCACGACCAAUGACCGCUGUCGAACAACGUGGCCCACGAGUCUAUGCUAGUCCAAUGGCAAAACGUCUGGCCGAAGCACAACAAUUGCGAUUGGAAGGCCAAGGAAGCGGCGCUUACGGAUCAAUUACAAGCAAAGAUCUUGACUCAUUGUCAAGCGGAGCGGCUGCACCAGCACCGGUUUCAAUGCCAGCGGGUGCUGCCUAUGUCGAUAUCCCAGUAUCAAAUACACGCGCUAUCAUUGCCAAACGUUUGUUGGAAUCGAAAGUCACAAUUCCACAUUACUACUUGACCGUUGAUGUUAAUGUGGACAAACUAUCAAAACUUCGCGCAGAAUUCAACAAACAAUUGGAAAAGGAAGGUGUUAAAUUGUCAUUCAAUGACUUUGUUAUUAAGGCUACCGCUUUGGCAUCAAAGAAAGUGCCAGAAGCCAACUCAUCAUGGCACGGAAGCUUCAUUCGACAAUACGAUUCCGUCGAUUGUUCAGUUGCUGUUGCAACUGAUAAGGGUUUGAUUACACCAAUUAUUGCUCAAGCCGAUCGCAAGGGAUUAGUUGAUAUUAACAAAUCGAUAAAAGAUUUGGCUGCCAGAGCCCGUGAAGGAAAAUUGCAACCUCAUGAGUUCCAAGGCGGUACCAUCACGGUAUCAAACCUCGGAAUGUUCGGCGUUACACACUUCUGCGCUGUCAUCAAUCCACCACAAUCGUGUAUUUUGGCCGUUGGUGGAACACAACAAAGAAUUGUACCAGACAAAGAUUCGGAGAAAGGAUUCAAACAAAACGACUUUAUUUCAGUUACAUUAAGCUGUGAUCAUCGCACAGUCGAUGGUGCUGUCGGUGCUCGUUGGUUGCAAUGGUUCCAAAAAUUCUUGGAAAACCCACACUCGAUGCUUUUAUAAAUGCGCGACGUAAAUAUUGACAUUUUAAUGUAAAAUAAAUACACGAAAAAAAUAAACACAAAACCAAACUGAUCGUUCGAAAAAUAAAUAUUUAUUGUAUUUAAUUUUUGAUCACGGUCAAUUAGCCAAUUAAAUUAAAACCAGACGCAUAUGGUAUAAUUCAUCUGUUACCGAAUCUUUGAGCAUCGCUUCAAUAUAUCUUGUGUAAAUAAAAAGAAAUAGGCAAUUACGUAAUUGAUGUAUAUUAACAACGAAAACAUUUUUUUGUUUUGACAUCGAUGUUUCGCUGUCGCAAAAUUCAAGAAUUAUAUUUAUUGUUUGUUGUACAA
Molecule: messenger RNA, 2018 nt
Organism: Contarinia nasturtii (swede midge)
Lineage: Eukaryota; Metazoa; Arthropoda; Insecta; Diptera; Cecidomyiidae
Gene: muc
Product: dihydrolipoyllysine-residue acetyltransferase component of pyruvate dehydrogenase complex, mitochondrial
Exons: 7
Coding region: 199-1689 (496 amino acids)
Biological process (GO): pyruvate decarboxylation to acetyl-CoA
Cellular component (GO): pyruvate dehydrogenase complex
Molecular function (GO): dihydrolipoyllysine-residue acetyltransferase activity
Source: RefSeq, a predicted model, not a curated record